AUGAAAGAUAUGAUCUCAGCCGAAGGUAGUCUUAUUGAAGUACGAGCUCCGUGUGUUAUCGUCGGUGAUAUUCAUGGCCAGAAUGAAUUUAAGUAUGAAGAUUUGCACAGAAUGUUCGUAAUGACCGGUAAAAAUGGUCGUAGUGGUGCAACAAUGCGACGGUAUUUAUUUUUGGGUGAUUAUGUGGAUCGAGGACCGCAUUCACUCGAAUGCAUCUGUUGUCUGUUCGCUUACAAACUCACAUUUCCAAAAAUGUUCAACUUAUUGCGAGGUAACCACGAAGCUGCGUUCAUCAAUAAGAAUUACGGUUUUUAUCAAGAGUUGAAGGAUCGUUUCAAUGAGUCGCAAGCACUUUUACUGUGGAAGAUGUUCAACGACGUGUUCGAUUACCUGCCACUCGCUGCCCUUGUACAAGGCAAAAUUCUUUGUAUGCACGGUGGUAUUGGACCGAGACUCAAUAAACUGGAUGAUAUUCGUAAUGUAAUCAUUUAUCUCUUAUUA
Anisakis simplex (herring worm) is the source of this 501-nucleotide messenger RNA. NCBI's taxonomy places the organism in Eukaryota, Metazoa, Nematoda, Chromadorea, Rhabditida, Anisakidae. The record is from the annotation of a GenBank genome assembly.